Messenger RNA from Penicillium diatomitis, 480 nucleotides. RefSeq names its product hydrophobin family protein. Bases 1 to 480 code for a protein of 159 amino acids. Gene Ontology annotation, molecular function: structural constituent of cell wall. The transcript is spliced from 2 exons. Lineage: Eukaryota; Fungi; Ascomycota; Eurotiomycetes; Eurotiales; Aspergillaceae. Gene Ontology annotation, cellular component: fungal-type cell wall. The record is from RefSeq and is a predicted model, not a curated record.
AUGCAGUUCACCACCAGCUCCAUCUUCCUCGGCCUCGCUGCCCUCGCUGUCGCUCUCCCUGCCGACCAGUCCACCAGCGCCAACGGCCUUCGCGCCCAGAAUGACAGCGAUGUCCGCUGGCACGUUCCCUCCAGCAUGACCGUUCAGGAGGCCCAGGCGAAGUGCGGUGACCAGGCUCAGCUGUCCUGCUGCAACAAGGCCACCUACGCCGGUGACACCACCGACGUCAACUCUGGCAUUGGUGGCGGUCUGCUCUCCAACCUGAUCGGUUCCGGCUCUGGCGCCGAGGGUGCUGGUCUCUUCGAGCAGUGCUCCAAGCUCGAUGCUCAGAUCCCCAUCCUGAUCGCCGUCCCCAUCCAGGAUCUGAUCAACCAGAAGUGCAAGCAGAACAUAGCUUGCUGCGCCAACAGCCCUGGCAACGCCAGCAACGACCUCGUCGGCGCCGCUCUUCCUUGCGUUGCUCUCGGCUCCGUUCUGUAA